Messenger RNA from Phalaenopsis equestris, 1691 nucleotides. RefSeq names its product biotin carboxyl carrier protein of acetyl-CoA carboxylase. The coding region runs from base 186 to 1073 and encodes 295 amino acids. The record is from RefSeq and is a predicted model, not a curated record. NCBI's taxonomy places the organism in Eukaryota, Viridiplantae, Streptophyta, Magnoliopsida, Asparagales, Orchidaceae. The transcript has 9 exons.
UCAACCAUAAUAUUCCAUCGCUGCUUUGUACUUCUCGGUCUCCUCGCUCCCACAAACUCUCAUUUUUUUUCAUUGCAUUCGUCUCGGCCUUCCUGUCUCUCUGCAGAUCGCAAGGUUUCCUCUCGUAGCCCGGUUCGCCUCUCGGCCUGUUCGCUCCUCUCGACGUCUCCUUGCCUUCGCUUUCAAUGUCUUCUCUCAGUCUCUCUCUCCUUUCGACCUCGUCGUCCCUCUGUGCUGCACAGGUGGGCCUUUCGGAACAGUUUUUUCCUGAGAAGCCAAUUAUGGUCCCCUUUAACAGGGUUUUUCUGAACAGCGCUUCAUUUUCAAAAGCUUUAUUGUCACCACAUGCUAGAAGGUUCUCAUCGGUUACUAGAAUAAGAUCAGUACAAUCAUAUGUGAAGGCCUCCGAGGGCUCAUCAUCUGUGACAUCUAAUGGGAAAAAUUCACAAGGGACAGCGAAGAACAUUCAUAAUAAGGAGUCUACAUUUCCUUUUGGGUUGGAGGCACUAGUGUUGGACGUAUGUGAUGAAACAAGUAUUGCUGAGUUAAAAGUGAAGGUUGGUGACUUUGAACUGCAUCUAAAACGGGCUAUUGGAUCCACGAAGACAUCCGUAUCCACUGCACUUCCCAUUGUUUCCCCUUCCACCGCUCCUCCCAUUCCUAGCAUGCCAAUGUCAGACUCAAAUCCUGCUCCUCAGCCUUCUGCGCUUCCACCAAAACCCUCUCCAGCACCAAGCAGUCCGUUUUCAUAUGUCUCAUCUGUUAAGGAAUCAAAACUGGCCUCUUUGGAAGCAUCAGGUUUCAGUGGAUAUGCUAUUGUGUCAUCUCCUACGGUUGGCUCUUUUCGAAGUGGCAGAACAGUGAAAGGGAAGAAACAGCCUCCCACCUGUAAAGAGGGUGCUGUAAUCAAAGAAGGGCAGGUCAUCGGCUACUUGGAUCAGUUUGGCAACGAGCUUCCAAUUAAGUCGGAUGUUGCUGGAGAAGUACUGAGGAUAUUGUUCAAGGAUGGAGAACCAGUUGGUUAUGGAGAUCCACUCGUUGCAGUUCUACCUUCCUUCCAUGGAAUCAAGUGAGUUGCGUGCCUCAGCAGCACUGUUGUUGUUUGUGAUGAAACCUGCUCAAAAAUGCUUGUUCGUUUGCCUAUUUUUUUUGCCCUUCACUUCAGCAGCCAUGACUUUGUUGUAAUGAGUUGUAAAUCAUGAGAAAAUUAUUGAAUUGGAGAUUUUAGAAAUAAAUUUUAUGCAUCUGCCAAGGCCUUAUCAUUUAUUCUCCUGUUGUAUCCAAAGUAUUGUACACUCUAUUUUUGCGGUACUCAAGGAGCACGAUAAUUGACAUCAUGUUCAUUAGUUUCUCUUUUAUCUGUGUAAUUUGAUUCAGUGACAGAAACAUCUUUUUUUUGCUCUCAAGUUUGCUUCUUUAACAUGCAAAAUGUUUCAGAAAGAUCGAGGGUUUUGAUCGUCUGGGCGGCUGGAUCCAUCUUGUUAGGAUUAUUGUUAAUUUAUUUAUUUAUUUUCACUUUUUAAGAAAUGACGCCACCUCGCUACGCAGGUUUGCAUGAACUACUUCGCUGUUGUAUUUUUGAUUGAUGGUACAAGGACUUCUGAUAGGAAUGUAUGCAGGCAUGAGACUAUGCAGGUUUGUGGCGUUAAUAUUUUUUUUGGUAAUUUACUGUUGACCCUAAAAAAAAAAAA